Messenger RNA from Haliotis rubra (blacklip abalone), 630 nucleotides. Its product is annotated as perlucin-like. Bases 144 to 563 code for a protein of 139 amino acids. Lineage: Eukaryota; Metazoa; Mollusca; Gastropoda; Lepetellida; Haliotidae. The transcript is spliced from 5 exons. Gene Ontology annotation, molecular function: signaling receptor activity. The record is from RefSeq and is a predicted model, not a curated record.
AAUGUGCUCGAGGACGCUCGCCCACAUGUCGUGUUCCCAGGAGCAGAGAUAGUAUACAGCUAUGGAGAAGGUACUAGAGUAUUUGGCUUUCGUUUCCGCCUUUGUCCUCGUAACAGGUCAGGGUGGCAGUUGUCCCGACGGGUAUGCCUUCUACAGCGAGUCCUGCUACAAGAUGUUCCCCCUGGCGGCCACGUGGCCCGAAUCUGUGGUUUUCUGUAGGAAGCUUUGGAGGGAGACUUGCCAUGAUAACGGACCAACAGGAACAGAACUUCAUCGAGGGUUACAUCAAUGGACUGCACAAUAGCCACCUAACGCUGGACAUUUGGCUUGGUGGGUCCGACCUCUUGGUGAACCAGGAGUGGCUGUGGACCAACACUUUGGACCGUAUACAAUACAGCAACUGGAAACCUGGGGAGCCCAACAACGCCGGCAGUGGCAGCUCCGUCACGGAGGACUGCUUGGCGCUUAUGACUUCAGAUAGCUACGAGUGGAACGACGCUCCCUGCACAGACCGAAUGUACUUCCUUUGUGAGAGAGAAUUGGAGUCAAAUCCUUUUGUGUAAGAACAUGCACACCGUAUUCACAAGCAUUUGAUUGUUACAAGUUUCAAAUAAAUCAGGUUUGAAGUUU